Molecule: messenger RNA, 435 nt
Organism: Venustampulla echinocandica
Lineage: Eukaryota; Fungi; Ascomycota; Leotiomycetes; Helotiales; Pleuroascaceae
Exons: 1
Coding region: 1-435 (144 amino acids)
Source: RefSeq, a predicted model, not a curated record
AUGGCUGACGACACGCAAACAUGCUUCCCACCAGUAACAGUAACCGUAAGCCUGGAGAGCUUGCGGUUGGCGCGUCUUUUGCGGACGCAAAACACAGGAGUAUCAGUACUUCGUACGCUGCGGCAGGCCAGCAGGGAGGGAGAAAGCCUCAUCGACGCCCACCCUGGCUGCCAUCAGGGAGGGGGGCCGAUCAGUAACGGUUCCUGGCGAGACACGCCCUGGACUGUGGACUCUGGAGGUCCUGGAGCCCUUGGAGCCCACUGUCGCGCCCUUGAAUUGGGCGGCGCUGCAUCCGCUCCCGAUGGAUGGGAGAUCGAGGGAGAUCGCGAGGGCACAGUGGCCAGAGACAGAGAGAGUAGAGAGAGACAAAACGACGAUUAUCAGGAAAUAGCGAAGAGAGAAGAUGUUCUGCGCAUUUGUCGCGGUUUCAAAUAA